Molecule: messenger RNA, 818 nt
Organism: Cryptotermes secundus
Lineage: Eukaryota; Metazoa; Arthropoda; Insecta; Blattodea; Kalotermitidae
Product: protein scarlet-like
Exons: 4
Cellular component (GO): plasma membrane
Molecular function (GO): ATP binding; ATP hydrolysis activity
Source: RefSeq, a predicted model, not a curated record
CUCACGUAUACAGCAGGUGUGGCAACCGCUGAACCACAACUUACGGUACAAGUUUAUCGAGGGCUCAAGUUACGCCUCCAUGUUUUGUGUUUAUUAUAGUUAUUGAGACGGUCGGGAGACGGAGGUUCGCUGUGUCGUUGCUCGGGCAGGGGAGACUUGUGAGGUUUCAUUGAGUUGCCCACAGAAAAGGUUUCGCAGCUUACGUAAGCUAGGACAGAAAGACGACCCAGUAGGAAUCGAGACUGCGAUCGAAGGCUGACCGUAGCGAUUGCCUUUCCUGUGUUCUAAUAUCAUUUAUUAGUAAGGCGUUAUAAAUCGAGUGUCUUAGUUUAUAGCACUGAGAUUGAAGCUGCGUUUCGGUUUAUUGCAGGAAUACAUUUAAGCUGAACCAUUGUUUACGACAGACAUUUCUGCUGAUUAUGGCCGCGGGAAUAACACGGAAACCAGAGCGUGGCUAUGGGCGGUGGGAUCCUUCCGAAGACGGAGUCACCCUCACCUGGAGAGACGUGAGCGUGUACACGAUCGUCAAGGAAAACCUCGGUUUCUGUAGACGAACUAAACCAACCUACAAGAGAAUAAUUAACGAUGGAGCAGUGAAGCCUGGGAGUUUGGUAGCCAUGCUAGGGGCAAGUGGAGCUGGGAAGAGUACACUCAUGGCUGCCUUGGCCUAUAGAAACCCAGCUGGUGUGAUUGUUGACGGGGACAUAAGGGUGAACGGACGUCCCAUUGGUGAUUAUAUGCACCGUCUGUCAGGGUUCAUGUACCAGGAUGACUUGUUCGUUAGCAGCCUUACCGCCCAAGAACAUCUCUUCUUCAUG